Messenger RNA from Camellia sinensis, 636 nucleotides. The record is from RefSeq and is a predicted model, not a curated record. Lineage: Eukaryota; Viridiplantae; Streptophyta; Magnoliopsida; Ericales; Theaceae.
GCUAUUAACCAAGAAGCCAUUGAUUGGGUCCACAAGAUGAAUCCUGAGGACUGGGCCCUUGCAUAUGACGGUGGAUAUCGCUGGGGGGUAUUGACCAGUAAUGAUGCAGAGUGCUUCAACAGCGUCUUGAAAGGUGCAAGGAACUUACCUAUUUCAGCUAUGGUGGAAUUCACAUUUCGACGACUCGUCAAAUAUUUUGACGAGAUGGGAGCCCAAGUUGAAACAGAUGUACGCAAUGACUUCCAAUACCCUAGAGAGAUGCAAAGAACUAUGGAGGAGGGUAUCGCAAGGGGAAAUACUUUCAAGUUGAUAUCGUAUGACAGGCCCCGCCGUGUAUUUGAGGUGCAAACAUCUUUUCGCUGUGGAUGAGGUCGCAAUAGACAGAUUGUGCGGAUGAAUCAACCCACGUGCAGUUGUGGGAAAUAUGAGAUAAGACACUAUCCAUGUUCUCAUAUGCUCGCUGUAAUGUCUGAAUGCGGUGACAAUCCAUUCCAGUACGUUGAUCCAGUGUACAGGCUUCCUGUAUACAUGAGGGUUUGGGAAACUAAAUUCAACCCAAUACCGCAUGAAGAUUAUUGGGAUGAUCCGCAGUGGACCUUAAUGCCUAAUGACCUUCGUCUGCGAGAAGUAAAACAG